Molecule: messenger RNA, 1092 nt
Organism: Bacidia gigantensis
Lineage: Eukaryota; Fungi; Ascomycota; Lecanoromycetes; Lecanorales; Ramalinaceae
Exons: 1
Coding region: 1-1092 (363 amino acids)
Source: RefSeq, a predicted model, not a curated record
AUGGAGCAGUCCCUCAGUCAACAACCCGCACAAGCAGGUAGGAAAAUCAAUUACUUUCCGGUAAAGGAGACCUACGACCUCUGGGCUCCCAUCUACGAUAACGAUGGCAACAUCCUCCAAUCGCUCGACUCACACGGCCUCUCCCAGACCCUCCUACCGCGCCUCUUUUCCCUCCUGGCAAACAAACCCAACCCCUCAUCUUGCCUCCAGAUAACAGACCUAGGAACAGGCACAGGCCGGGCAACUCUCGCCCUCCUCUCCGCCCUCCAAACUCCUUCAAACUCCACGACCCUCGCCCACCUCUUCCCUACCAAUCUCAAUGAACAGUCUUUACCCCUCAAGAACGAAAUCCACAUCACAGGCCUCGACGCCAGCGGGAACAUGCUCUCCAUCGCCCGUUCGCGUAUCCCUGCCACAUCAUCCAUCCCGCUCCCCUCCACCAUCGAAAUCCACACAAGCUUCCACACCCACGACAUCCUCUCCCCAACCCAGAAUCCAGCAAUCCCGUAUCCUCCCGCCGACGCGAUAAUCUGCGCUUUAGUCCUCGAGCACAUCCCCUCCCCCUCCAUUCUCUUCAGACAGAUCACUACCACCAAGCUCUUGAAACACGGUGGGUUUCUACUGCUAACGAAUAUGCAUCCGGAUAUGGCGCGAGGUGUCGCCUCUGCCGCGGCUUCUGGCAGUGAUGGUGUGGGUAAGACGAAGACUGCACGAUUGGUCACGCAAGCUGGAUUUAAGGAUCCCGAGACGGGAGAGAAGGUUAGACCGGAGGAAGACUGGGCGCACACGAUUGAGGAUGUGAUGGAUGCUGCGGGGAGGGAGGGUUACAAGUUGGCUAGUGGGGAGGAUGGUGGGGCCGGGAUGGAGGAGCUACGUGUGGAGAGGUGGAUGCUAGAGACGGGGGUCGUGGAUAAGCAGAGAGGAGAGAAAUGGGCAAGGGGCGGAGGGAAAUGUUGGUUUGGGGGGUGUGGAGAUAUACAGCGGCCAAGUAAGUUGAUUGUAACGUCAAGCGAUCAUAUGGGACCUAUGAUGUGUACCAAUUCCAACGUCCCGAUCUCCACAUCAUCCUAUCUACCAUUUCUCGCGCAUUAG